AUGGCAUCAACAUCAUCAUCAACAACAGCUGAGAUCAUAAGGAUGGUGACGCUGAAAACGAGUGACAACGGAAAAUUCUAUCUUGAAGAGUCAUUGGCCUUUCAGUUUGAACUUAUCAAGAACAUGAUAAAAGAGGAAGGCUUGUCUAUCAUCUCACUUCCUAUCAUGGUCAAUACUGAGGCGCUCAUUAAAAUCAUAGAGUACCUUAAGAAGAAUGCUGAGAUUACUGCCUCGGACGAAGGAUUCAAUAAUUUCAAGAAAGAACAUCUGAAUAUUUGUAUCGCUGAACUUUAUGACAUAUUAGUGUCAGCACAUUACUUGAAGAUAAAGGAUUUGGUGGAUAUUUGUGCCUGGGCUAUUUAUGACAAAAUUAAGAACAAGAGCAUUAAGGCUAUUACAGAGAUGCUUGAAAUUGAAAAUGACUUAACCCCAGUAGAGGAGGCUAAUAUAAAUAAGGAAACUUCUGGGGCCUUUGAAGGUGAUGAGAAUGAUAAUACCAUCAACUAG
This is a messenger RNA of Lycium barbarum (goji berry), 507 nucleotides long. RefSeq names its product SKP1-like protein 14. Gene Ontology annotation, cellular component: cytoplasm; nucleus. The transcript has a single exon. Lineage: Eukaryota; Viridiplantae; Streptophyta; Magnoliopsida; Solanales; Solanaceae. The record is from RefSeq and is a predicted model, not a curated record. Gene Ontology annotation, molecular function: cullin family protein binding. Bases 1 to 507 code for a protein of 168 amino acids. Gene Ontology annotation, biological process: SCF-dependent proteasomal ubiquitin-dependent protein catabolic process.